This is a messenger RNA of Fukomys damarensis (Damara mole-rat), 1303 nucleotides long. Its product is annotated as olfactory receptor 8J3. Gene Ontology annotation, biological process: G protein-coupled receptor signaling pathway; sensory perception of smell. Bases 58 to 1005 code for a protein of 315 amino acids. NCBI's taxonomy places the organism in Eukaryota, Metazoa, Chordata, Mammalia, Rodentia, Bathyergidae. Gene Ontology annotation, molecular function: odorant binding; olfactory receptor activity; G protein-coupled receptor activity. The record is from RefSeq and is a predicted model, not a curated record. Gene Ontology annotation, cellular component: membrane. The transcript is spliced from 2 exons.
GCAUAAUGUCAAUUACACAAAUGCUGAGAUUUCCACAGAUGAAUUUCCAAUGCCUGCAUGGCCCCUGGAAACAUGACCCAGGUCACUGAGUUCAUCCUCACAGGGGUCUCAGAACGCCCGGAGCUGCAGGUCCCUCUCUUCCUCGGCUUCCUGGGCAUCUAUGUGCUGACUGUGAUGGGGAACCUGGGCAUCAUCACCCUCACCAGUGUGGACCCCCGACUGCAGACCCCCAUGUACUUCUUCCUCCGACAUCUGGCUGUCAUCAACUUCAGCAACUCCACCGUCAUUACCCCAAAAAUGCUGAGCAACUUCUUAGCACAGAAGAAAAGCAUCUCCUACUAUGCCUGCGCCACCCAGCUGGCUGGAUUCCUCUUUUUCAUUGUAGCUGAGGUCUUCAUGCUGGCCGUGAUGGCCUACGACCGCUAUGUGGCCAUCUGCAACCCUCUGCUCUACAUGGUGGUGGUGUCUCGGCGGGUCUGCCUGCUGCUGGUGUCCCUCACCUACCUCUAUGGCCUUUUCACAGCCGUUGUGUUUACACCUUGUGUGUUUUCCCUGUCUUUUUGCUCUUCCAAUAUCAUCAAUCAUUUUUACUGUGAUAUUACACCUCUCAUCGCAUUGUCCUGCUCUGAUACUUAUGUUACAGAAAUACUGGUCUUUCUCUCUGCAGGGACUCAUUUGAUUUCUUCUGUGACAAUAGUUGUAGUUUCCUAUUUCAACAUCAUCCUGUCUAUUCUGAGGAUGCGAUCCUCAGAAGGGAGGAAGAAAGCCUUUUCUACCUGUGGGUCGCAUGUGAUGGCUGUCACAGUUUUCUACGGGACAUUGCUGUUCAUGUAUUUACAGCCCGGGACCAACCACUCCCUGGACACUGAUAAAAUGGCUUCUGUGUUUUACACCCUGGUGAUCCCCAUGCUGAACCCCAUGAUCUACAGCCUGCGCAACAAAGAUGUAAAGGCUGCCUUAAAGAGCUUCGUGACAAACCCCUCCCAUUCCAGUAAGCCAGUGUAACUUUAGAUCUGCACCAAUGAAAAAAGAGAGAAUUCACAUUGUCUGCUAUGACACAAUGAGACAAGUCAGACGGUUAUUUCUAGUCUUACUGGCAUUCCAGCAAGAGAUGCUUGGGUUUGGUGAGAAAUACACCAUGGAAUAAACUAAAACUUAUUGAGUUGUGAGGGAUGAAGUAGAAAAAUAAGGUACUAUUAACAGACCUUUUACUGGGUAGGCAGGUCACAUCUGAAAGAAAGGUUUCCAGGUAUAAGGAAAGAUGUAAGAUUCUAAAAAUCAUUAAAUAAAUAUCAAAUGGAGA